AUGUCUGCGAGUAAGAUCGUGUGCCGUGUAGGACCUGCCAAGGACGAGAAGGGAGAGAUUAUUGUCACGACCAAGUCUGGAGGGCUCGGCACCUCCACCGUUUCAUUUAAGCUGCUAAAGCCAGAACGCAUUGGUAUCCUGGACCAGUCCGCUGUGUGGGUGGACGAGAUGAACUACUACGAUAUGAGGACCGACCGCAACAAAGGCCUGUCCCCCCUCUCCCUGCGACCCAGCAAUCCACUGGGCAUCGACAUAGACAAAGGAAAGAUCCCACAGAAGGACAUGGAGAUGACGUUUCCUGGGAUGAGCGGGGAUUUUACCAGUGAGAACUUCUCAGCGACUUGGUAUCUGAUGGAAAACCACUCAGGCACCAGUUUUGAGCAGUUGAAGAUCUCAGCCAAUAAUUUGAAAAAGCAAGCAAAUAAGAAAAACGAGGGCAGCUUGGCCUACGUGAAGGGCGGCCUUAGUACGUUCUUUGAGGCCCAGGACGCUCUUGCAGCUAUUCACCAAAGACUGGAGUCUGAUGGAACAGAAAGAGUGGAAGGAUCCAUGACUCAGCGACUGGAGAACAUCCUCAACAGGGCGAGUGAUACUGCAGAUACACUGUUCCAGGAGGUUUUAGGGCGUAAGGACAAGGCGGACUCGACACGCAAUGCACUCAACGUCCUUCAACGCUUCAAAUUCCUUUUCAACCUGCCUCUCAACAUUGAACGCAAUAUCCAAAAGGGGGAUUAUGAUGUGGUUAUUAACGAUUAUGAGAAAGCCAAAUCUCUCUUCGGCAGCACUGAGGUCCCAGUGUUCAAGAAAGUUUAUGCAGAAGUUGAGACAAGAAUUAACUCUCUACGAACCCUUUUGUUGGAGAAACUGCUUCAGACUCCAUCAACGCUACACGAUCAGAAAAGAUAUAUCAGAUAUCUGUCGGACCUGCAUGCUCCUGGUGACCCAGCCUGGCAGUGUAUCUACGCUCAGCACAAGUGGAUCCUGCAGCUUAUGCAGACCUGCAGAGACGAGUUUAUCAAUGGACAAAGAGUGGGUGUUGGUGCUCUGGAGCAGGAGGGAGAUACCCGUUCAUCUGCUCUGAGUCGCCUGGGCCACUACUCCUCCUUGAAGAGAGGGGGCAGCCUGCGAACACCACGGCCCAGCACCUGGAGGUUUGAAACGCCUCAGCAGGUACAGUUUGUGGAGAAGUUGUCAGAUGUGGUGAUUGGUCAACUGCCAAACUUCUGGAAGCUUUGGAUCUCGUACGUCAAUGGAAGUCUGUUUAGUGAGACUGGGGAAAAAUCAGGACAAGUGGAAAAAUCCAAGAAAAAUGCCAGGCAGAGACAAAACGACUUCAAGAAAAUGAUAGAAGAGGUGACCCAUCGUCUGGUGAGACUAAUCCGGGGUGCUUUGCUCACUGGCACACUCCCACCUCAUGAGCAGAGUCUGUAUGGAGGCUGGGAGAACAAGGCCGAUCUGACCGGACACUGGAUGACGCAGAUCAUUCACACUGUCAGGAGUUGUCAUGAAGCUCUGUCAAUGCUGGAGAUUCCAAACGAUCUCCUGCAGGUGCUCCAGGAUCUGCUGGUGGAUCUGAGAGUGCAGUGUCUCGUGGUCACACUCCUCACCACCACUGAAGAUAUAAAGCGGCUGGCUGAGAAGGAAGACUGGGUUGUUGACAAUGAAGGAAUCACCAGCCUGCCGUCACAGUUUGAACAGUGUAUAAUCCAAAUGUUGCAGUCCCUUAAAGAGCCCAUGGAAAUCAAACCAGGAGAGAUCAAUGUGUUGCAGGUGGACCAGGUUCAGGAUCAGGCCGCAGAGCUCAGCGUGAAGAUUAUGAGGGUUUUUGUCAAUUGCUUGGAUCAUUUAAGCACAAAGACUGAUGCAGAAAUCAAUGCAACUCUCAACGUUGCCAUGGACCUGUCGUCUCCAGAGCGCUUCAGUGGCGUUCAGGACGAGUCGAGACCCACAGCUGAACAGCGUCUGCUCAUCAUUCUCAGCAACUGCCAAUAUUUGGAGAGACACACUUUCCUGAACCUCGCAGAUCACUUUGAGAAACACGGCUUCACCGGGACUGAAAAAAUUACCCGGGUGAGUGUGGAAGCCGUCCGAGAGUUGGACAGAAAACUUUUUGACGCUUACAUCGAGAGACGAGCGGACCCCAUCGCUGGAGCCCUGGAGCCCGGCAUUUACGCUGGAUACUUUGAUUGGAGAGAUUGUCAGGCACCCACAGGUGUAAGGAACUACUUGAAAGAGGCCUUGGUUAAUAUAAUUGCAGUUCAUGCCGAGGUUUUCACGGUUUCGAAAGAUCUGGUACCAAGGGUUUUGUCUCAGAUCGUGGAGUCCGUUGCAGAUGAGAUGUGUCGCCUGAUGCAGUGUGUGUCCUCCUUCAGCAAGAACGGAGCUUUGCAGGCUCGUCUAGAAAUCUGUGCUCUGAAAGAUGCCAUUUGUGCUUACCUGAACUCUAAAAGCCUUGUGAACUUCAAAUAUGCUCUGGACACCCUUCCACAGCUUCAGAGCGGGGCUGAUAAGAAAUUACUGGAAGAGCUGUUAAACAAGUUCAAGAGCUCGAUGCAGCUGCAGCUCACCUGCUUCCAGCCGUCCUCCGUCCAGCCCAUUAAGAGAUAA
Messenger RNA from Knipowitschia caucasica, 2607 nucleotides. NCBI's taxonomy places the organism in Eukaryota, Metazoa, Chordata, Actinopteri, Gobiiformes, Gobiidae. The record is from the annotation of a GenBank genome assembly.